Paramecium pentaurelia is the source of this 1176-nucleotide messenger RNA. The record is from the annotation of a GenBank genome assembly. NCBI's taxonomy places the organism in Eukaryota, Ciliophora, Oligohymenophorea, Peniculida, Parameciidae.
AUGUUAAUUUGUGAAUAGUUAGAUUCUAGUGAUAGUGAAAGCUUUGAAAAAUUGAUAGCAAUCAUAUAGCAUUUUAAAAUAGAUAAAGAAAUCAUUUAAAAUACUCGUUUCUAAAUUACAGUAUAUUAGUUAAUCUAUCAAAUUAAAGAGAUAUCCAACAGGAUUAUUAGACCUUUCUAAUGAAAUCCUUGAUUAUUUAUAAAUCGAAUAACAUCUAUCAGAUAGGGAUUUUUCAAGUCAUUUUCAUACUAUCUCAUUUUUAAAACAUUAUUUUGAUGAAGCAUGUUUAAUUUAUACAGUUGUUGAAAAGUAUUUAGAAAGUCGAUCUAAAGAUAAUUAUAAAGAAGUAUUAUAUAAGGAUAGUAUUUAACUAAUUUAAUUAAGAUAAGAGAAAUUGUUUAUCAUUUAUGGAUUAUUAUUAGUAUAAUUAUAAGAUUAUGUUGAUGAAGAAUCAUAUGAUAUAUUUCUAGAAGGGUAUUUUAUGUAUUUAAUUAUUUAAGACUAUAAAAAAAGUUAUAAUUAAAUGCUUAAAUUAGAUUUGCUUCUUUAAGAGUUAAAUCAAAAGAAAUAUUAGAACAUACAUUAUUAUUGAUUGAUGAAUUAAGAGAAAAUAAAUAAACACAAAAAUAAAAACAUUCAAGUAGACAAUCAGUAAUUAAUAAAUCUUUGAUGACUGCACGUUAAUAAAAAGAAUCUUAGCAAUAAAUAUAUUUAAGUUAAUAGAGUUAAUGGAUGUUCUCAGAAUUACAAAACAAUUAAGUAUUUUGUAGAGAAUUGAUACCAAAUUUAAGAUUUAUUAUUAAAAAUUAUGUUAAGUCAUUUUAAAAAAAUAAAGAUGAUGGACCAAAGAGAUACAAUAAAAAUUCAUCAAUAUUUGACUUAAAAAAUAGGUUCAGUGUUGGAAGCUAAAGAGUAAGAAAUGGACUUAUUGAUUUGCCAAAUUUAGGUCCAAUGGAAAUUUUAAUGAGUACAUAAAUAUUUCCUAAAUAAAAACUUAACGAUUUUUUUGAUGAUGAAUAAUUAAAACACACUUAAAUUAUUACAUCUUAAAUUGAUGGUCUGUUGAAUGAAGAACUACUAGUAAAUUUAACUGGAAUUGAGAUGAUUGAUAUGGAUUCUAAAAGUGAAUCAACCAUUUCAAGAGCUACAAUGUAAUAAGUAUUCAAAUAACAUUGA